UUAUGUAUAAAAGCGGAAAGUUAUCAAAAUUAUAAUCUAUUUCUCGGUCAAAAUGCGAUCCUUUAUUGUUUUUGCCAUAACAUUGGCGGUAGCAGCAGCCACCGAGACCUCCGAAAGGAUCGUGGGAGGGUCCCUCACAACCAUCGAGGAGUACCCUGAGAUGGUGGCUCUGCUGAGGGUCUGGGGCAACCAUUAUGGACAGGACUGCGGUGGGUCCAUUCUGAACAACAGGGCCAUCUUGACUGCUGCUCACUGCACUGAAGUCACUAUUCCAGCAGGUCGUCGUGUGCGUGUGGGAUCUUCAUACAGAAGCUCGAAUGGAACUGUCUACACUAUUGAAAGGAUUAUUAUCCAUCCCGGCUACGCUUUCAACUGGCCAGCCCAACCAGACAAUGACGUGUCGAUCCUUUGGCUUACCGGCAUCAUUCCCGUCACAUCUACUUCAAGACCUGCCUUGAUUGCUGGUCCCAACUACAACCUAGCUGAUAACCAAGCGGUCUGGGCUACUGGCUGGGGAUGGACUCAGUACGGCAACUUCACGUCUCAAUCAGAGCAGCUGCGUCACGUGCAAGUGUACACUGUGAACCAGGAGAUUUGCAGACAGCGGUUCGCAAACCUCGUGAUCAACGGCGUGCCUAUGCCAUACACGAUCACUGACAACAUGCUGUGCUCCGGUAUACUGGACGUGGGAGGUCGCGACCAGUGCUAUGGGGACUCUGGCGGGCCAGUCUUCCACCAUGGCGUGCAAGUCGGCAUCUGCUCGUUCGGGCACGAAUGCGCGCUAGGCGAAUUCCCUGGCGUCAAUGUGCGCGUGUCUCAGUUCACUAACUGGAUAAGCGAGAACCGACAGCAAAUUACAAACCUCGUGAUCAACGGCGUGCCUAUGCCAUACACGAUCACUGACAACAUGCUGUGCUCCGGUAUACUGGACGUGGGAGGUCGCGACCAGUGCUACGGGGACUCUGGCGGGCCAGUCUUCCACCAUGGCGUACAAGUCGGCAUCUGCUCGUUCGGGCACGAAUGCGCGCUAGGCGAAUUCCCUGGCGUCAAUGUGCGCGUGUCUCAGUUCACCGACUGGAUAACCGAUGACGCCGCUGGUCGCAUCAUCGGUGGUUCCGUGACCACCAUUGAGCAGUAUCCUGAGAUGGCUGCUCUGCUGAGUUGGUCCGGCACCAACUUUAGACAAGACUGUGGAGGCACCAUUCUCAACAACAGGGCUAUUUUGAGUGCUGCUCACUGCACUGUAAUCACUGCAGCAUCUAACCGCCGCGUACGCGUCGGAUCAUCAUUCAGAAGCUGGGACGGGACUGAAUAUUCUGUCGCUAGAAUCAUUAACCACCCUGACUACAAUAGGCCAACCCCGAUGGACAAUGACAUCUCUAUCCUAUGGGUCAAUGGACACAUACCCACCACCACGAGAACCCGCCCUGCCGCAAUCGCUGGUUCCAACUACAACGUUGCUGAUAACCAAGUAGUCUGGGCUACUGGAUGGGGACGGACUAUUGCUGGCGACUCAAACUCAAUGUCAGAACAGCUUCGUCACGUUCAAGUCUGGACAGUGAACCAGGCGAUCUGCAGACAGCGGUAUUUGAACCGAGUCAUCAACGGCGUCCACCGCCCGGCUUUCAUAACUGACAACAUGCUGUGCUCCGGCUGGCUGGACAUUGGAGGUCGCGACCAGUGCCAGGGUGACUCCGGUGGCCCUCUCUACCACAACGGAGUAGUCGUUGGCGUCUGCUCCUGGGGUGAGGGCUGUGCUCACCCACAGUUCCCCGGUGUCAAUACAGUUAGUUAUUUAAUUAAUAAAAUGCGGUUCCUUAUCGUUGUGGUGUUAUGUUUGGCGGUGGCUUCAGCUGCAAAAGACAAUGGCAGGAUCAUCGGUGGUUCACUGACGACCAUCUAUGACUAUCCUGAUAUGGUGGCAUUGUUGCGUGGUUCUGUCUUCUAUCACCAGGACUGCGGUGGGGUCAUUCUCAACAACAGAGCCGUACUCAGUGCAGCCCAUUGCGUCGGAGCAUGGGGCAUACACGCUCGCCGUAUUCGUGUCGGAUCAUCGUACGCGAACAAUGGUGGCACAGUCAUAACCACAGAGAGACUCAUUGUCCACCCCGAAUAUAAUGUACCGACGGGACACAACAACGACAUUGGAAUCUUGUGGACGACGGAAGAAAUCCCAGUCACGGCAGCUUCCCGACCAGCCUGGAUCGCUGGUCCGAAUUACCACGUGGCUGAUGAUCAAGAAGUUUGGGCUGCAGGCUGGGGCCGCACGAUCGCCAACGAUGGGGGCUCAGUCUCAGAACAGCUACAGCAUGUGAAGAUCUGGACAGUGAAUCAAGAGACUUGCAGGCUUCGCUACUUGCAGCGGUCGCCGAUCCCGAAUUUCAUCACGGAGAACAUGCUUUGUGCCGGCUGGAUAGAUGUGGGAGGUCGCGACCAGUGCCAGGGCGACUCCGGUGGUCCUCUCUACCACAACGGAGUGGUCGUCGGAAUCACCUCGUGGGGCGAGGGCUGCGCUGAUCCCUUCUUCCCUGGUGUCAACGUUCGAGUCUCUCAAUACACGAGCUGGAUCGAUAGCAACCGAUAAUAUUUUAUUCGA
This is a messenger RNA of Ostrinia furnacalis (Asian corn borer), 2596 nucleotides long. Its product is annotated as transmembrane protease serine 9-like. The coding region runs from base 53 to 2584 and encodes 843 amino acids. The record is from RefSeq and is a predicted model, not a curated record. The transcript is spliced from 12 exons. Gene Ontology annotation, molecular function: serine-type endopeptidase activity. Lineage: Eukaryota; Metazoa; Arthropoda; Insecta; Lepidoptera; Crambidae. Gene Ontology annotation, biological process: proteolysis.